Molecule: messenger RNA, 1536 nt
Organism: Durusdinium trenchii
Lineage: Eukaryota; Dinophyceae; Suessiales; Symbiodiniaceae
Source: the annotation of a GenBank genome assembly
AUGAGGAGAAGCAGAAUGAGACUGAGAACGAUCACGAGAACGGCGAGGAUGACCUGGGCGCCACGUUGCCAACACGGGAGGGGAUGCCCCCCGUUGGCUCCCAUGAGGGCCGUGGCCUACGGGGCAUUGCCCUGCGCCAUGCCUCAUGCGCAGCACUAUGCGCCCGAGAUGAUGUCCUGCAAUCUCGUGGGAUUGCCCUCGGAGGACAUGAUGCAAGAAGGCUAUGAAGCUCAAUGGGGACCUUCCGGUCGAAACGACUUGGGGUUGAUGAAGGCGCUGGGCGCCAAUGCCGUGCGGCUCUACCACUCCUUAGGACUCGAUGGCAAGGGCUCUCACCAGGGCUUCUUGAAUCGAGCGCAGAAGCUCAAGCUCAACGUGAUGCCAGGUUUCCAUAGCACGGAGCCGGCCAUGUGCGACCACUUCGAUUGCCACGACGCGUGGAAAGCCGCGACGCUCAAAGGCUUCAAACAAGGCUUUUUGGUCGACAACCGCUGGCAUCCGGCCAUCAGCACCGUCAUUCUCAUGAACGAGCCGGACUUCUAUGACAACGACGCCCUGUGCACCGACCGAGGCGCCUGGUGCCGCGUGAAGGCAGUGUUAAGCGCCAUGGACGGUCUUCUGCAAGCAGAAGAAGAGGCGCAAGUGCUACCCAGUGACGUGAAGCUCACGGUGACCUGGUCCUUCGCCAUGAGGACCUCCAUCGAUGGGAAGGUCCAGGGUCCAGGCACCUUUGGCUUCCAGGAUAUGGUGGCAGUCAUGGAGGACCCCUCCUUGGUGAAGUACACUCCAAGGACUCCCAUGAAGAAGCUCAGAGAGGCGUUUCAUUCCAGGUGGAUUCAUGGCUUGAACACCCAAGCACCCUGGAAUUUCGUGAGUGACUUUGUCACCAAUCACUACAAGCUCUAUGACAACUUCGGAGGUUUGCCGUGGUUCAUCGGUGAGUACGGCGCCAAUGGGCAGGCGGAGUCUCUGAUCAUCUCUGACUUGGAGUCCAUGGACCAGAAGGCCGCCUCGGAUGAGAGACUUCGGCGAGGAUCGCUUGGCGAAGACCACAUUUCCAGACCUCAAAGCAUCACUGAAUUGAGCAAAGGCGGCUCCGAGCUGAACUUCGGGUUGUUCAGCAUCGGAGACAGGAAGAUCGGCGAGACAGGCGAGGUGUGUGACAAGAACAGCCAUUGCAGGACAUGGCCAGUGUUCUGUUUGGGCACCAAGCUGCCUUGGUUCGAGAACCAGCCAGCUUUGGGGAAGCGGGCUCAGGCCCUGGCCACAGCCUGGGGAGGCAUCGCCGAGAACUCCUGCUGAGCAAGAUCGAGUGGUGCCAGACGAUAGUUAUACCGAUAUACUGUAGUAUACGUUAACGAAAUGUGUGUACGGAGUUUUGUCUAGAUCCACUGGGCUACGAUAGAUUAGAGCAAUUCGAUUUUUGUUGUUGGAAGACGCUGGACUUUUGACGGCGCCAAUAUUGCACGACCCGUUUGAUUAUUUGCAGAAUGGAGUAAAGCCCCUAAAAAGGACGCAUCAGUGUGGCAGAUGAAG